AGCCAGGAUGGUCUCGAUCUCCUGACCUUGUGAUCCGCCCGUCUCGGCCUCCCAAAGUGCUGGGAUUACAGACUUGAGCCACCGCGCCCGGCCGGGACUUCUUGUUCUAAGAGCCCAGCACCUUCUCCCCUGAGCGUCCAGCUGCCCUGCAUGGGCUGGCCUGGCGGGCAGCGCUUCUCACCCCUCAGCCCCUGGAGCAGUGUCUGCACAUGGCAUCCUUUCACCUCCCCACAGUGAAGCCCGGUCUCCCCAUCCUUUGUUCUGAGCUCAUGUCCAGGCUGAUCAAGCUUCCCUCAGAUUUCAGUUGAAAGCAGCAGUUUUCCUUUGCUUCUUCUCUUAUGUUGGCCUGAGUAGGAUACAGCGUUCAUAGCUUCCCUGAGGACACUGGUGAUUGGCAUGCCUGAGCUGACAGGCCAUUCAUUGCAUAAAACCCCUUCUAUAUGCCUUUUCUGACUCCGCAAGGUGCUCCCUCCCUUUCGCCUACAAAUGCCGAGUGGUGUUGCGGAAUUGUGCUUUCACAAUAUCAAACCAUUCUAAACAUGCAGAAGCAGUGAGAGGUGCGAUCUCCUCCAGUGGCACAGAGGCCCAUCGCUCUAAAUCUCCUAAGUGCACUAGAGAAAGAGAGAUCAAUGUGAACCGGAACCAGUGUAAACUGGAACAGUAGGGGAGAUUUUAUGGCACAUGUAGAGUUUGCAUUUGGACCUGAAGUGUAGAAGGGAGUUUUGGAUGGGCGUGAGAGAGAAUGAGAAUUUGAGAACUGGGGGUAGAUGGGUGGUUAGGAGUGUUUACGGUUAGAGAGAAUAAGGUUGGUUAAGAAGAGUGAGCCAAGGUGAUGAGGGUAUUGUGCAUCUACUCAUAUCAAAUUUUGAUGCCUGCCAGAAUCACCUGGGGAGCUUUAAAAGCUCUUGGCACCUAAAUUACACCCUAGAAUGUCUAGCAGGUGGGAGCCAUGUAUCAGUGGUUUUUAAAAAUCCCAUGUGAUCUUUAAAAGUUUGGGAAUAAUUUUCCUCCUUUGUUUCCUACAAGUAUCUGAAGCUUUGCAGGAAGAGUUAGAAAGCAAUAGGACAGAAAGAGAAUGAAUGAGGAAGUGAGGAGGAACAGGUAAUGAUGAAAUAAAGAUCAAAUGAAGCCAGGGAAUAAAGUCAGCUCAUAACAUGCAUACUAUGAGAUGCCGUGCAGUUGCUACCAUGGGCCAGAAUUUUGACUCUGAGCUUCUUUGAAGCUAAAGCAAAAGGAAACCUGAGCAGUUCUGAAAGCCAUGAUAGGAGCCGAACGCUAUUUCAUGAAAAGCCCUGGGACUGGGGGCAGAAAGAAGUCUCUCCCGAGGCUCUUGGCAAAGAGGGCACCGUGUGGAGCUGUGGGCAGGGCUUUCAACGGUGUCCUCGCAAUCCCACAGACCAUUUCCUAAGUCACCCCUUAUGUUGGCUCUGGAGGUCAUUCAAGGCUGGAAUUAACUGCUCACAUCUCAUGUAGCAAGAAAAGUUGACCGUACUUCUUAAAUUCUUGAUUUUUAUCUGUAGCUGAUUUAAAAAUCCUCCCAUCUCCCUGGGCUGCUGACUCAUCUUAAACUAAUUAACCAGACUUGUCUGCUUGUAGAUACAGUGUCUGCAUUUUGUCUUUCCUGUGGUCAUUUCUUAUUGUCCUGGCAAUCAACUUGUCAUUUCCUUCAUUAGGCCAGGAGCUCGGAGGGACACUGCAUUGAUUAAGGCACAAACCAGCUUUAGCUUGUUACCAUUGUGUGCUUACAGCAAGUUCACCUGCUUUGGCCUCCACUCUGAGGCUGGGGUCACCACUCCUUCUAGAGCCUAGGCUUAGCCACCGGGCCCAUCUGCCAGUGGAAGCACUGCCCCUGGGUCUGGUCUGUUGACAUGGAGACCUGAGAGGCACUAUUUCCUGCCGAUGGGCAGGAGAGGGAGCUCUGUCCCCUCCUCCCUCCUCCCCCGUUCCCAGGCAGUUGGGAAAUACUGAUCCAGCCAGUCCUGCCUUCACCUUGGAACCAGUGUCGAGGGAGUAUGCCCCAGCAGAGUCCGUUCUAAUUGGCAAGUGGCCUCAAGUGGGCUGUGGGUCGGGUCAGGAUGGGGACCAACUUGGCAGACAGCCAUCAGGGCGGCCUCAGGGAGGUGUGUGGCCUGCCCAGGCAGGGCAUUCUCCACACACCUGCUUGGCCCUGGAGUGCGUGGCAGCGGAGUGUGCUGGCUGCUGGGGAGAGGGGCGCUGCAGCAGGGUGUGGGUGUGAGCGUGGGAGAGCUCCUGGGCCAUGUACUUGCCUACGCUCUGCUCUGUGUACUGACACAUGAGUCUCAGGCUGUAGGUAAUUUGGGGACGGGGCUGAGAUGUGAUGUGUGUAUGUUUCUAGGCGCUUGCUUGUGUGAUUGCCAGUCUCUGUGUGUGUUUGGGGCACACAUACGUGGAAUAGUCCCUCAGCAACGGGACUGCCCAGGGAGAAGCCGUGUGCAUGCAUGGUGGGCAGGGGUGUGCACCCAUGUGGGGAGUAGCGACCCAGCUGCCUGUAAGGGCCCUGGGCUUGGGGGUGCGUGUGUGGGGUCUCUACCUCCACCUGCUGUCCGUGGGGCUGCGGGCUUUCCUGCUUUGCUUCCUUGUGCUUCUCCGAGAGCUGUGUGUGUGUGUGCAGGAAGCAGGCAGGGCUGUGCUCACGGUGGCUCGCUCUGUGGCUCUCACGGCCCAUAUCUGUAGUGUCUACGUCUUCCUUCAGGGGGUUGCCUGGUCUGCCCAGCUGGUGGGGAGCUGGGUGAUGCUGCACAUAUGGCUCUGCUGUGCCUUACUGGAGACCCUCAGACGCGUUCCUUUACUCCCGCUGUGUGAGCAGGCGGCCAGGUGGCUGGUGUGGGCCGGCAUGCAGGCUGGCAGAGGCCUGGCUCGGGUGUGGGGUGUGGCGAUCUUUGUGCAGCUGUGUGCCCACACGGUCUUCCUGAGCAUGUACCUGUGCAUGCACAUCUGCUUUGCCGCCAUCAGCUCUCAGGUCCGUGUGAGAGUGCACGCGCCGUUCUGUGUCUCACUGCCUUUGAAGGUCCGUGCCCCUCUGAACCUGGGCAUCAAAGUGGGUCUGCAGGGCCGGAAGCAUGGCAGAGCCAUUGGGGAGGCAGGUGCGCCUCAGGGGGAGAUGUUGGGGAAGCAGGAACCCCAGGCGUCCAGGAGCCCCAAGCCCACCAGGAGAAGGGAGGUGUCACGGAGUGAGCUCAGCCCAGGUGGGUAAGGGAAGGGGCUGCUCUGUGCCCCUUGGACUUGUCCCCAGCCUCAGGUGCUAGUGCCCUCCUCCUGCAGCCAGGCCAGGCUUGGAGCUGCAUCUCCUCCUGCACAGCCAAGCUCAUGUAGGGGCCCCGCCCCUCCCUCACUGGGCACUGGCACCUCUUUCCUAGGCUGAGUGGCCUCUGGGGAAGGCACAGGUGAAUGACAGGGGCAGAUUCCAGUCCUUGCCCUCUGUCCUGUGCGAAUAGGGCUGUUCAUGACAGUGUUGGGUUGGGAGUCUUUUUCCUCCGCUGCCCUUGCCUGUCUGUACACCUGCCACCCUCUGUGUUUGUGCCUUUGCCUUGCAGCAGCUCCUUUCCUCCCCUCUCGUCUCCUGCCCUUCCUGGCGGGCUGUUUCUCUUCUGGCUUCUCCAGGUGUUCCUCUCUUCUCGGCCACUGUGGGUUCUGCCCUGGGACUCCUUCAGCCUGGGCUGCCUCUUUUCCUACCCAGCCCCCUGUCUGAGUGCCCCCAGGUGUGCCUGGUCACGUUCUGCUCACCCCCCGCACUCUCU
Molecule: messenger RNA, 3758 nt
Organism: Piliocolobus tephrosceles (Ugandan red Colobus)
Lineage: Eukaryota; Metazoa; Chordata; Mammalia; Primates; Cercopithecidae
Exons: 1
Coding region: 2456-3214 (252 amino acids)
Source: RefSeq, a predicted model, not a curated record